AUGUCGGACCGGGAUUCAAACUCUUCCCUGAAACCGGAAAUGCCUCACAUCAGACUCAAUUCGGGCCGUCAAGACCCGUUCGUUGAGUCCGAGGAUGGUUACGCUCCCUUGACCGGCCGCACCAUACCGCGCCCUCUAACGCCCGUCUCUGCUGAGGCACCCGCUACAGUUGGUGCACAAGGUAUGUCGCCGUAUGGAAUCACUGCGCCCGAGUCAUCGGAGUUUCUGCUCCCACCGCGGCUACGACCCACGACACGCGAUGACAAUGAACGGUCUGGAUCACCGGAUAGGUGGUCAGCGGCUCGAUCGAGUAUCAGCUCGAUGAGUCGGGAUAGUCGGUUUCAGAUGGAUCCAUUUGAGGAUUCAAGGGCUCCAUCAGCUCCUUCAUCACGGUCCGGUAGUGAUGAUUAUGAUAUGAAUACACAGACUGUCUCGGAGAAGUUCAACAUUACUCCGUCAGCUGGGUUGCUUCUUUUCCCAGAAGAUGUUGAAAAGGAUGAUUACUUGCAUAAUCCCGAUCCUAUGGAUCAGGAGCGUGAUUGUGAUAUUUGCAAUCGACGAGGUAUCAUGAAUCUCGGCGGAUUGGUUGUGUUAACGGUUGGAAUUUUGGUACUCUUUAUUGGAUAUCCAUUGAUUACAUGGCUAGGAGGUGUUCUUCGGCCAAACCACGUUUGUCAACCUGGUGACACGCUUUGUCUGGACAUUGGCGAGCGGGAUCUAUUGAAAAACAUUCGACAAGGAUUGAUCGACCCUGAUACACCAAAAGAUGCGUAUACGAAGACGGGCGCGGAUGGAAAAGAGCUGAAGCUGGUGUUCUCGGACGAGUUCAAUAUGCCUGGAAGAACAUUCUAUGAUGAGGAUGAUCCAUUCUUCCAAGCUGUGGACCUGUGGUAUGGAGUCACCAUGGAUAAAGAGUGGUACGACCCGGAUGCAGUGACUACGAAUGAGGGUGUGCUGGAAAUUCGGUUCGACAAUUUCAAAUCUCACGAUCUUUCCUACCGGUCUGGCAUGCUUCAAAGCUGGAACAAAAUGUGCUUCAAGGGCGGUCGUCUGGAAGCAAGUCUCUCGCUGCCGGGAGACGGACACAUCCAGGGUUUCUGGCCCGGUUUUUGGGCGAUGGGUAACCUUGCCCGUCCUGGCCACGCAGCCACCACAGACGGCCUCUGGCCUUACAGCUACUACGAUGGCUGUGAUGCCGGUAUCACACCAAACCAGAGUUCCCCGGAUGGAAUCAACUCUCUUCCCGGCAUGCGUUUGCCAGCAUGUACUUGUCCCGACUCAGACCACCCCUCUCCUGGUCGUUCUCGUAGCGCUCCUGAGAUCGAUGUGAUUGAGGGAAGUACUGCGCCGUUAUAUGGAUACGAUGGAGGACCUUUCGUUGGCAGUGCUUCGCAGAGUAUGCAGGCUGCACCUUUCGAUCUCUGGUAUAUGCCUGACUACGAUUUCACUGCCGUAUACGAUUCCCGUGUAACACAGAUCAAUGCUUACCGCGGAGGACCAUACCAGCAAGCGAUGUCAGGGCUUACAAACCUCAAUCACCGCUGGUAUAACGGCACCGAAUACCAAAUCUUCGCCUUCGAAUACAACCCAGGUGACAAAGGAAAUGUCACUUGGUUUGUAGGUGCCGAUAAGACUUGGACGCUGGAUGCUCGCGCCAUCGGACCCAAUGGCAACAUUGGUCAGCGAGUGAUUCCUCUUGAACCCAUGUCUCUGGUAAUGAACCUGGGUAUGGCCGACAACUUUGCGCCGCAGAACCAUUCUAUUCGCGAGUAUAUGCCUGCUUAUCUUCGAGUGGACUUUGUGCGCAUUUACCAGGAUCCGGAUGAUGUUAGCAUUACUUGUGAUCCGCCGGGUUUCGAGACGACCCAGUACAUCGAGGAUCACAAGCGGGCAUACGAAAACCAUAACCUCACUAAUUGGGCGGAUGCCGGCUACACCUGGCCUGAGAACAGCUACAUGCAUGGUUGCUGA
Molecule: messenger RNA, 1971 nt
Organism: Penicillium malachiteum
Lineage: Eukaryota; Fungi; Ascomycota; Eurotiomycetes; Eurotiales; Aspergillaceae
Product: SKN1/KRE6 family beta-glucan synthesis-associated protein
Exons: 6
Coding region: 1-1971 (656 amino acids)
Biological process (GO): fungal-type cell wall organization; (1->6)-beta-D-glucan biosynthetic process
Cellular component (GO): plasma membrane; endoplasmic reticulum membrane
Molecular function (GO): glucosidase activity
Source: RefSeq, a predicted model, not a curated record